AGCUGUCACUGGCCCUGUUGGUGGAGCUUUGAGCUUCGAGCUUUGAGCCAGAGAAGCAGAGCAGAGCAUAUCGGUGAAACGAGGCGCCGAGCGGCGAGCACCUUUGCCAGUUAGGAUCGAGCCGCGAAUGGAGUAAGCUCGUACCAUAUUGGCGGCUCGUCCCGCUUUAUAUAUAUAUAAUGCUUCUUCCUCUUCGUCGCGCUUUUGCCGCGCGUUGACAACAAGUGAUAACAAAAAAUUUCAUUCUCUUAAAAUAAUAAAAAAAAAAAGAAAAAAAAACUAGAGUGAGGUCCCUCGGGAAAGUGCUCGCGAACUUUCCAAGAAAAAUUGUUGCAAGGUAAAUCUUGGGGGUGUAUUUCAAGAGACUAGAAAAAGAAAAAACAAGAAGGCAAUGCAUCUAAUGUCAAGAGUCUGAUAAAUGAAAGAAGAAUUCUCUGCUAGUGACUCUGUAGAAUGGAAAAAUGAUGCUUCAUCGUAGUACGUCAUCGCGACGUAAAAGAACGUCGCGUGCUAUCGGAAAUACUUCUCAAAAUCAAUUGACAGCUGCAGGUGGUCGCAGAGCUUCCUUGGCCUCUGUACCAUCUGUUAUAACUUCCGAGGCAUCAUCUGAUUCCUUGUCAAAUUUAGUAACAAUGGAAAGACAGAGGCUUCCUCGUAGAGGUAGCACAGUGCCCAAUAUCAGUUUGGAUGUUGACAACAAUGCUUCUCAAGAAGAGGCUAUCAAUCGAAGAAUGCUACCAUUGGAUCCAGAGACGAUGAUCUCACGAGGGAAUCCAUCCCCCGACGGAAAUCGUAGUCCUCGACAUUCCUUAAUCCCAGACGACUAUAAUCGAAGUCCACGAAACUCGUUGGUCCCAAGUGAUCAAAUGCGAAGUUCACGAAAUAGUCUUGUUCCCGAUAUAAGUCGUUCGCGCAACAGUUUGGUACCCGAAGUCUCACGUAGUCCAAGGCAUUCCUUAGUUCCCGAAUCGGCAUUGAGUCCACGCAAUUCAUUGGUACCAUCGGACGUUGUUGGAUACAAUAGAAGUCCUCGCAAUAGUCUUGUGCCUCAGAGUUCAUCGAGAACUUUAUUAAGUGAAAAUGGCCUAAAUGGAGGACCAAUAAAUCGUAGUCCAAGACAUUCGCUGGUACCAGAGCCACUGAGAAGUCCACGUGGAAGCGUUGCAAACAUUGAUUUUGAUCGAAGUCCCCGAGGAUCAAUUUGUCCUGACAUGCCGCGAAUGCAACCGAGAGGCAGUGUCGCAAUUCCAAUCGAAAUGGACCGCAGCCCAAGAGGAUCAAUCAGCUCUGAAUGUCACAAUCAAAGUCCACGCGGUUCAAUAGUGCCGGAUUCAAAUCGUUCUCCGCGUGGAUCAAUCGUACCCGAUUCGAAUCGAUCGCCGCGUGGAUCAAUCGAUAUUAGCCGAUCGCCAAGGGGCUCGAUUUGUCCGGACAGUAAUCGUUCGCCAAGAGGAAGUAUAGGCAUGUCUGCGGAGGCUGAGAGAAUUGGCGGUGGUCCUGAUCCGGAACGAAGUCCUCGGGGAAGUAUUGACAGAGGUGGUGGCGGCGGGCAGGAAAGAAGAGCUCUUCCGAGAACGGGAUUCAAUCCUCAGGACGGCAGGAGAACUUCCGUUGAUCAAGGAACAACAAAAAAUCGCAGUGGUUCGCCGUAUCGUCAAAAAGAGGCAAAUUCCGGAAGUAUCAGAUCUGGUGGAAGUGGAACAGCUCAAGUGAACCUCGGCUAUGGAACAAAUGCAUGGGCUGAUUCUAGAAGAGCCAGCAGUUCAGUUUCUCAGAUUUCAGGUGAUGAAUCACGAAGAUUAUGUGUAACGGGAAGUGCCGAUUUGACGAAAAAAGGAAGUACAAGUGCAGCACCAUUGGGAGUUGCUGCUUAUGGUUCUUUGGUGUUUCAACUAAAAGAUGCUAAUUUAGAGGCGAAUGGAACGUGUGAUUUCAUUUGUAGAGCAUUGAGAGUUGUCAGUAAAACAAUGGUGGUCACUGUUUGUUUGGCUUGUCUAUCAACAAUGCCAAUUUUGAUGCUAAUUCUCGGAGUCCAAUUCAUCAGGGAUUGUCCAAGGGAGCCUAAUAUUCCAAUUUAUAUGGUUGUUGGAGGGAUUUUGGGUAGUGUUCGUAUGUUUUGGACACUUUACUCUCAAAUUCGUUCAAGGAGACCAGAAGUUCUAACAGUUCCUGGGGUCAGCUCUCAUGUGUCACCCACAAAACUGGCCUCCAUUCUUCUUUCGUGCUUCCUUGUUGGUUGGUUCGUAUUAGGAAAUUACUGGAUCCUACGCAUACGAAUGCCCGAUUUUGCACCCACAUUAUUUGAGCCGAAUUUAUGGUGCCACAAGACCCUUUACAUUUUCUCCAUAGUGCAUCUUUUUGUCGUUUACACAGUUAUCUCAGCGAGUCUUAUAACAGCCCUUGGUCUCACUGUUUGCAGAAUUUUAUCCUGUCCAUGGCCCGAAAGGUAUAAAUAACCACGGCAUUCAAUCAGGCUGAGAGAGGUUCGUGAAAAAAAGUCAGCAACUGUUACAAGUCGACAUCAGGAAAAGUCAUUUGAAGGGAAAAUCUUGGAAGAGCUCACCGAGGAAGAUGAGGAUGAUGAAAAUAGUGACAAAAAAUCAGGAGGUAACGAGAUCGUUCAGGAAGUCAAGUAUUGCAGUAAAGUGCAAUUCCGGGCGCCGGAUAUCAUUGAAUUAUAAAAGAAAACGAUAUAUACGUUUGGACACAAUAAUCCGCUUUUUUUUUUGCCCAGGAGAAAAAAAUUCGAUUUGCCGAGAGAAAGAAAGAAAAUGGUCUCAAUACUCCGAUAAAGAUCACUUUUCAAAAAGGGGGAAACAGCCAAUAGGUGUAAAAUAAUGUCGAUGAGAAAGGAAAUAUUACAUCCUUAAAAUAAAAUUCGACUCAUACAUAAAUAACACCUACACACAUACACAUGUAUACACAUACACCAAAAGUCAAAAUGAAGAAAAAUCUCGUCACUUCCAGUGCAGUUGUUUCGUUUUAUAAAGUCACUGAAAUUUCACGAACCCAUGGAAAAAAAAUAUAUAGCAGUGUUUUGUGAUUAAGUGCUAUACGUGAAAAAGAACAGCUAAAAUUUAUAAAAAUAGGUUUCGUUCCACGUUAAAAAAGAAAUUUUUUUUCCUUUACAUUACAUCGAAUUUUAUUUAUUAUAGGUGGAAUGAUUCUUGAAACCGAAAAAUUAAAAAAUAGUGGUCAAAAAGUGCCCCCCUCCCCCUUUUAAAAAAGUGCAAUAUUUGUUUAACAUCCAAGUUAGCUGUUGAAUAUAUAAGUGUUGAAAAAUGUCUUUCGAGACAUUUGUAUUAUUAGGUAUUGUAUAUUAAAGGCUGUUGUUUUUUUUUUACUUUGCUCAAAUUCUUUUUUUACAGAGGACAAUUUUUAUUGUUUUCUUAAUAUAUUUAUAGCAUAAUAGGACAAGUCGAUGUUACGGUGAGUAUUCGACAUAUAAUUAAUCCAUAAUUUUGUUAGAUGCAAAUUUUUCUUACAUUUCCAAAAAAUUUUUUGUAUUUUGAUAUAAUGUACAUAUAUAGCAAUAAUUUCACACUUGCCGUGAAUACUGUCGCUAAUUAAUUUUUUUUUAGUAGACAUUUUUUAGCGAAUCGUAUGUGUGAUGUUCGGUUUAAUAUGCGAAUGAAAUUAAUAUUUAAAAAAAAAAAUCACGUUCUCGUGAAAAAAUAAAUUUCAAUUAAUUUUUUUUUGUUUCCUUUAUCUCAUAGAGAAAAGUGAAAAAAAUAGUGAGCUUUAAAAAAACACUUCUUCUACGUCUCUUUCGUAAUGAUGUGCAUUAAUAUUGAUGCGUAUUAUUAUUAAUUAUUCAUGAGAACAAAAAUCUCGUCUUGCAAAUUGGCUCCAGUGAAUACAAAAGUUCUUCAAAGUUCAAAGUAGUUAGAUAUAAAAUUCAUAUAAUGUGAAACCUCUUCUUACCCCAUUAGCGCGUAAUCCGAUUUCACUGCAAAUUCAUUUCAUUUGAAAAAAAGAAACUUGAAUUAUUUCAACUGUAAUUCUUGAGUACAAUAUGUAUUGAAAUCUUUUAUUAUUAUUUAAAAAUCGUUUUUUCCACACUUCAAAUCUUUUUACGCAAAAAAAUUAUAAAUGAAGAAUUUUUAACUUUUUUGUAACAAUUUUCAAAGUUUACAAUAAAAAAGUUAAAUAGAAAACUUAAGAAAGACUAAAAUGAGAACUAUAAAGUUUCUUAAUUAAGUUCCAACCUAAUAUUAAACUUUUCGUGAACAAAUUAGCGUAUUUUUCAAAAAGUCAAAUAUAUGUGAAUAUCAUAUUUUACAAAAUAAAAAAAAUUUAAUCAAUUAAAAAAAAAUUUAUUAAUUUUGGCUUCGAUUCACUGUCGCCUGCUGACAUCUAGCAUUUGACUUGAAGUGUGGAGAUCAAACUUUUAUUGUAACAUUUUACAUCGAUGUAAAAUUUAAAAAUCAUGUAAAAAAUAAUCUUUAACAAAAAAUUUAGAUAAUUUUACUUUUCUAAGUUGAAGUGAAAUAUUUUGCAGUGACUCGAAUCGAUAUCGUAGGGCGUAUUCGAGUAAACACAAGAAUUUUAUGCUACGUAUACACAAUGUAUACAGCGGACUCUCAUAUAUAUAUAUAUAUGAUGUGCAAGAAAAAAAAAUACAUACCAAAAAAUAAUAAACGUAUUUUCUACAUUUUCUGUGCGCAAAAAAAGCAUAAAAUCUUGGGCAUUGAAAAUUAUAUUCUUCAGGUUGUGCAAAGAUAGAUUUUGAUUAAAAAUUUUGUUAUAGGUAAGUCCUAAUAAAUAAUAAUAAAUAGCAGAGAGCGAAAUGAGACGAAAGUCAAUUAAUCGAUCGAUAAUUAUAAAUCAUAUAUAUAGUUCAUGCGCAUAAUAAAUAUAUUGUCAGAAAUAUUUAACGUAUAAUAUAAGAUCGAGAAUUUCUCAUUAUACCCAAAAUAUCAAUAAAUAAAAAUUCCUACUUUCUAAUUCAUAUACGAAAAUGGAUCAAAAUGAAAAUUUCUAUCUAGGCCUGGUCUCGAAUUUUAAAAAUUAAGUCAACUUCAAUAGAAUCGAACAUCCCUACUACAAUUUAUAAAAAUUGCAAGCCAUAUAAAUCCGUCUAGUCUGGUAUAAAUAAACAUUUUAGUGUAUCAUAAAAAAUAAAUUUGCACGAAUGUCAUAUAUAAAACGAUUCCAAUCAAUAGUUGACGGUAAUUUUGUAAAUUAUAUAUAUAUAAAAAAAGUAUAAGCAUUGUAAGUAUAUAAAAGAAUAUAUUUCGUAGGGACCUGACCAAAGCAGUAUAUCUAAAUUGUAGAGCCUAAGAAAGAGUGAAAAUAUAUUGGGAAAAAGUAAAUUUUUCUUGAAAGAUAUUUCCUUUCCAAUAAUUCUAUAUUCCUAUAUAACCUAUAUCCUCAAAAAUUCGGGGAAUAUUUUUGUUUCAAAAAACAAAUUUUAUUCCCUUCAUAUGGGGGCCUGUGAAGUCGUUUAAAAAACUGGUCCAUACAUAUUUAUUAUCCACUUCACGUUCACCUGGCAACAAGCGUUUAUUAUUUACGGACUAGAAACCAUUUAGUCCAUAUACUCCCUAUAAAACUGUAUAUAUCAGUGACAAUUUCACUGAUUUCAUUUUCCAGUGGCCGACUUUCAACUUUUUUUCAUUAGUCAAAUUUUUUUUUCCAAAUUUUAAUUUAGGAACGUAAGAAAUGUAAAAAAGAGAUUAUGAAAAUGUUGAACAUACGAUUUUCAAUUAAAAAAUUUUAAUUUAAACUCGAAUCGAAAAAAAAAUAUUCUCUCUCAAAAAAAAAAAUAUAUUCUUCUCAAAAUAAGAAAAAUAAUUAUUUAAAAAUAAAAGAAGUAGAAGAGAAAUAUUUUUUCAAUUUCACAAUAUUAUUUUUCGGUGUUUAUUUAAAUUCUACAAAAUACAUAUUCUAUAUAAUAUUAUUUAUUAUUGCAUGUGACAGAUUAAUAAUUUCUUGCUCGGUUAUUAGAAAAUCUCAUGCAUAUGUAUGCGCGCGCAUAAACGUAGAUCAUAGCGCGGAAAAUGAUGCACUACGAGUUCACUAUUUGCCUGAAUAUUAGAUCAACUCCUGCUAACAUAUAUUUCUUAUAAAUAUUUUAUUUUUUUUAUAUAUUUUUUUUAUAUUUUCCUUUUUUCUGAUCAAUAUAAACAUGAAAUAUUCCAUUUUAUGAAAAAUGCACUGACACUGAUAUUUAUCCCUAUAUACAUAUCCCAACAAUAUAAAUAUCUUCUCAAAGUAUAUAUCCUAUAUCUUUAGAGAUUUAAAAUUGUACAAUUUUUAUUGUUGAAAAAAAAAUGUCAAACUUAACGCGAGGAUUAUAUAUAUAUAUUAUUUUAAACAAACAAUAAACAUAUAUUGCGUUUUAUUUCAAACAAUAUGGUAAUAUAAUAUCGUUUUAAAGCGAACCAAAAUAUUGUUCAUUGUUCAAAUAAAAUGUGCGAAUUUUAAUUGUAACAUUUAUAUAUUCUAUUAAAUUUCACUAAUCAAUAUUUCAGGCUCCUUUUUUUUAUAUUAAAAAUUCCAUUAUUAUAAAAUUUAUAUAAUUUCAUAAAAGUUUAUAGAUGAGAACAAUAUUUUAAUGACACUGUUAAAAUAUUUUUUGUUGACAAUUUUGAAAAUAUUAUUUAUAAAGUGAUAUUGUAAAAAAAAAUUCUUUAUUAUUGUUACAAAAUUGUUUAAUGAUUUUAAAAGAAAACUUCAUUAAAACAAUGAAAUAUUUAGAAAAGUGUAAAAUUGAUAAAUGUAAAUUUACUUGUGUAAAUUUACAAGUAGUAAAAUAUUAUUGUUGGCAAACUUAUAUAUUCUCUAGAAAAAGUUUAAGAUAAUAUAACAUACGUUAUUUUAAGCCAUGAGUUUCUAUAUAAAACUACGUUAUGUAAAGUGUCACACACAUUAAAAAUAUAUGACACUAUUUAUGAAUGAGAAGAAGAAAAAAUAUAAUAAAAUAAUGCAUAAAGCAUUUAUAUUCUUUAGAGAAAUGGAAAAAAAAAAUGCAAAAUAUAAUUUUUUCAAGAGUCGAUUCUGUAUAUUCUAAAUUCGUCUUCGAAUAAAAUGAAACUAAUUUUUGACAGAAAGAGGAAUUUCGUUUUAAUAAAAAGAAAUCUACAUAUUAUAGAACGCCUUAAUAAAUAAAAAAAUUAAAAUGAAUUUGACGGUUUUUAAAUUAAUUAAACAAAAUCCGUCUUUACAAUUACAGCAAAGUUUGCUGAUUUAGAAAUUUAAAUUUACUUAAUAAAAAAAAGGAAUUAUUUAGAAACGAACCAGACCAAAUAAUCAUUUUACCAAUUAUAUAUAAUAUUUUAAAACACAUUCCUUCACCUACGCUAUGCACUAAAAUCAUAUAUAUUUUUGUGACGCAAACGUAUUUUAUGGAAGAAUGAAUAUUUAUAAAAAUACCUUAAAGGGUCCAAUUUUAUCACGAAUUAAUCAAUUUAAAAAUUUUAAUUUUCCAGGUUAUUAACAAAUAUUUUAUAAUUAUAAUUUUUGUCAAAGAAAUGAGUUGUAAAGAUCUUUGCAAAUUUCUUUAAAAAAAACUUUAUCUUAAAUUUAAAACUGAAAUAAAUUUGAAUUUUAAGUUUGCAAGAAUUAUUUUUUUCUCAAACAAAAGAAAACUUGAUUCUUUUUUACCGAAAUGAAUAAAAGGAAAAAGAAAUGCUUAUUAACUAUUAAUGAACAAACGAAAGAAGAUUGUAUGAAGCAAAAUUGUUCAGUCCCAAUAUUUAAAAGAAGCGAUCGAUAAACCUUUUAGGCCAUUCCUAAUUUUCUUUCAUAAAAUAUGUAACACCGACCUAUCCUCUAUCCGAGCUUGAAAUCAAGUUUGCAUAGUUUAUACACAAGAUCUUGUGCUCUAUCUAACACCGCGCCGCAGGAAACCGAGAGCAUCUCUGACCCCGAACAAAUUUCUCUGAUUGGUUUUCUCUUAUCCUGCGGAAGCUGUCGCUUUAUACCCCAAAUUGUUGGGCUUCUCCAAAGAGAUAAACCUCUAAUCCCAUAUUAUAUAGCACACAUUUAUUAAAGUAAAAAAGAAUUUUCUUUCAUAAAAGAAAGUAAUUAUUUAAUUUAAGAAACCGAUUUUUCAAUGUAAUUUUACAGUCAAUGGCUGGCUUGAAAAGAUUAGUUUCUCUCGCAAAUAAUUAAUCAGUAAACGAAGUCAUUGGCCAGAAAAUCCGAACAGGAAAUUGUUACAACAAAUGCGUGACAAACUUUUCUUAAGUAAAAAUAUAAAAUAAAAGGAAAAAGGUUUUCUCACUAACAAAUUUUCUUUAUUCAACUGCGCGUAUAAUCUUGAUUUAUUCACAGGAUACUUUUUCACGAUAUCAGCUUUAAACGACUCCCAUUUUGCCUGCUUUCCCCUUGCUCGCUCUAAGCUCGAGAAAAGUGUAAUCGACGCACGCGAAACGGAUAUUUCGUGCGAAGGAAAUUAGAACCAGUUAUAUAUAUAAACAUAUACCUAAGUAAAACUUCAGCUAAUGUUACAAAAGUUAGAAACCAGACGCCUAAUACAUAAAACGAAAAUUAAUUCUUCUAUAUAUUGGUGCUAUCAUACUUUCUCCCAAAAGAAAGAAAAAAAAAUUACGAAAAACAUUAGUAGAGAGAAGAUAACAAAAAAAUAAUGUUCUUGCUCAGAAAAAAGUAAGUUUCACGAAAAAUUAUAUAUAUAAAUAUAUAUGUCAUAGUUAUUGUAAUGUAUAAAUUUAUUGUUGAAAGCAUAUAUAUAUUACGAUUGGUGGGGCCAUAUUUUAAUACAUAACACAACGCUAAUUAUUGUCCAGAUUUAUUUAUAUGAAAAUGCCUAUUUUCUAUAGAGAGCUAUAUUGAAUGUUAUACAUGAUAAAUCCUUCCAUUAAAAUAAAACAUGAAUUAAUUAUUUACAAAAUUAAGUCAAGUUUAAUUGGAAAUUUAUUCAAAAAUGAAUAUUUAUUAAUAGAUUAAUAAUUUAAUAUUUAUUAAUAUGGAGUAAAAACUAUUUUCUGAAGUUGAUGACAAUUUGUUGCAUUUGGAGAAUAAACCAUUCGUUAAGUGUUGAGAAAUUAGCUUUAAAUGGAUUUAUCAUGUCUUGUUUGCUUACUCGGAAUUUUUAUUUGUAUAUAUAUACGUAUAUGCGAAAUCAAUUGAAUUCCCCAACUCUAUUGCAGAAUGUAGAUUGUAUUUUCUAUUCUUCUUUUGGGAAAAAUAACACAGUUUGUGUUUCAGCGUCGCUGUUUCAUUUGCAAAGGCUUUAGAUUGUAACUUUGAGUGGAUGAGAGAGAAAGAGUGAACGAUUAAAUGUAAGAGUAUGAGUAAAAUAAAAUAAUGUGCAUUAUAAA
This is a messenger RNA of Leptopilina boulardi, 9287 nucleotides long. RefSeq lists its product as uncharacterized. The transcript has 8 exons. The coding region runs from base 462 to 2456 and encodes 664 amino acids. The record is from RefSeq and is a predicted model, not a curated record. Lineage: Eukaryota; Metazoa; Arthropoda; Insecta; Hymenoptera; Figitidae.